CCCCCAAGGUCCCGCCCCCUCGGCUGAACGGACCGUGCGAGAGCAAGUUAUGCUUGGGAUCAAAACUUCAUACAUUUCGCUUGCUUAUUAAGAUUUAUAUGACAUAACAUUGUAAACACAUCAAAGUUUUUACUUAUAGCGUACUUAAUGCGUUCACAAUGACACGAGAGGAGGACCUGUUGCGGAUUGCUAAAAAGCUAGACAAGAUGGUGUCUAGAAAUAACAUGGAUGGAGCUCUUGACCUUUUGAGAGAAUUGGAAAAUUUCAACAUGACGCUGAAGCUACUUCAGGAUACAAGAAUUGGCAUGUCUGUCAAUGGAAUAAGAAAACAUUGUACAGAUGAGGAUGUUGUGAACUUGGCAAAGAUUCUUAUCAAAAACUGGAAGAAGCUUUUAGAAUCAGCUCAAAAGUCUGAGAGGCCAAAUGAGGUGAAGAAUGGCAAUCAUCCAAGCAAGCCAUCUAGAUCACCCAACAGGAUUUCUCCUGAGAGAGAAUCCAGGUCGGCAACAGAAAUUAAACCAGACUUGAACUCAAACAAGAAACUCGAUGAGAAACACAGAAGAGAGAGAAGAGAUGCAGAGCUCAGGAAAGAAAGACAAGAAAGUGACCACAAAAAAGAGAAACAGUUUCUUAACAAUAAAAAGGACAGAGACAGGAAGGAUUCAUUGAACUGUGGUGUUCUCCCCUCCCCAUUGCCGUAUUCUUCUCCACCGCCCAAGUGUCUUCCAGCAGGGGAAGUGAAAAGGGAGAGGAGAGAUGCUCCUGUUGAUUUUUUUCCCCCUGCUUCGAUCAAUUCCCACCCUUUAAGACGCUCAUCUACAGAUGUAAAGAAAGAGAGAAAAAACACUCUGGGUUCUUUACAUUCUCCUCCUCCUCUUCAAUCUCAUCCUCCUAAACAUCCCUCCAUGGAAGGAAAAAAAGAAAGGAGAGAUGCACCUGAUCUUUCUUCUCCUAUUCAUCAUCACCCUUCUCAUCCUCCACCUGCUUCUCCUCCUCCUUUUCCAAUCCCUAAGCGUUCAUUAGAGGUGAAAAAAGAAAGAAGAGAGGCCCCAGAAAUUUUACCUCCCACUGCUCUUCACCAUUCGCAGUCUCACCAUUCUCCUCCUCCCAAAUGUCCAUCAUUAGAGGUGCCCAAGGAAAGGACGAGAAAAGCUCCUGAUCCAAAUGCCCCUCUUCCUCCUUUACCCUUUCAUCUACAUCCUCCUCAGAAACAAGAAAUUAAGAAAGAGAGACUUUCUUUUCUUAGAAAAGAAACAGAGGAUCCCAGUGCUCCUCUCCCUCCUGUUCCUCUUCAUCUUCAACCUCCUACUCCUACAAAACGUCCUUCUUUAGACAUGAAAAAAGACAAAGAGAGGUUAAGAAAAGACACAUCAGACUCAAAGCGACGGACCUCCGAACACAAUGAGAAAUACAGAAAGGAUUCCACAAAUUCCAAAAAAAUGCCUCCAAGAAAGCCCAGCCUGGAAGGACGGAGAGACAGUAAGGACUCUACCGAUUCAAAGUCAGGUCAUCACAUUUUAAAAUGGCAAUCAAGUGAAACUAAACUGGAGAGAAGAGAUUCUACUAGCUCAAAGUCUGGCAGCUCACCUCAGGCCAAGAAAUCUAGUGAAAGCAAGAGUAAACCAGAGACCCCGAAGACACCCACAACACCUACUAGCCCUCUGUCCCCGUCGUUUAGCUCUAGUGCGGGUCCUUUAUCACCUCGCCUGCAAACUGGGGAUUCCAUCAGGGACAAAUGCAUUGAAAUGCUGGCUGCUGCACUACGUACAGAUGAUUACUAUAAAGACUACGGGGCAAACUGUGAGGCCAUGGCGGCAGAAAUCGAAGAUCAUAUAUACCAGGAGAUAAAAGCUUCAGACAUGAAAUACAAAAACAGAAUCCGCAGCCGCAUAAGUAACCUGAAGGAUCCUAAGAAUCCCAAUUUGCGUAAAAAUGUCUUAGCUGGAGCCAUCGAGUUGAGCCGCAUAGCCAGCAUGACUGCUGAGGAGAUGGCCAGUGAUGAGCUGAAACAGUUGAGGAAUGUGUUGACCCAAGAGGCCAUCAGAGAACAUCAGAUGGCAAAAACUGGUGGAACCACAACAGACCUGUUGCAGUGUGGCAAAUGCAAGAAGAAAAAUUGUACCUACAACCAGGUGCAAACCCGGAGUGCUGAUGAACCAAUGACCACCUUUGUGUUGUGCAAUGAAUGUGGUAAUCGCUGGAAGUUUUGCUAACUUGUGAUCAGAGCUCCAACAACAGUGACCACACUCAACAUUGUCCUAUUUUAUUAUUUUAUUUUUUUUAAUUUGGAAGAGAGAGUAAUGUGUGAUUUUGCAAGCAAAUGGCCCUGAAUUUAUAUGUAAUUAAUUCCCAAACUUUUACUGAGGUACACUACAUAAUAAAAGGGGUGUGCUAUGUAUUCAUAAUUAAAAUGAAGGUUUAUUACCUGGGAAAUGUAAAUCUGUUAAAAUUCUACCCUUUUAUAUUGUUUUAUCUGAGUACUCUUCACAUUUUUUUUUAUAAUUCACUUAAACUGAAUGUUCUGUUUAUUGCAUAGAAAUGAAAGGGAUAGUUCACCCAAAAAUGAAAAAUUUCUCAUUAUUUACUCACCCUCAUGCCAUCCCACAUACGUACGACUUUUUUUCUUCUGCUGAAAACAAACGAAGAUUUUUAGAAUAUCUCAGCUCUGUAGGUUCAUACAAUGCAAAUGAAUGGUGAUCAGGCCUUUGGAGCUCCAAAAAGCACAAAAAGGCAGUAUAAAAGUAAUCCAUACAACUACAAUGGUUUAAUCAAUGUCUUCUGAAGCGAUCCAGUUGGAGAACAAACCAAAAUAUAACUCCUUUUCACUGUACAUCUUGCAUUGCAGUCUAUAGGCACAAUCAUGAUUUCAAGCUUGAUUACACUUCCUAGUGCUUGACACAUGUGCAGGGUGCUAGAUGGCUCUAGGAAGUGUAAUUGAGCUUGAAAUCAUGAUCGCCAAAGAAACUGUAACUGUCAAGAUGUACAGUGAAAAAGGAGUUACAUUUUGGUCAGUUCUCACGCAAAACUAACUAAACUGCUUCAGCCACUGGAGUCUAAACGAUUGUUUAUGCUGACUUUAUCUGCUUUUUGGAGCUUCAUAAGUCUUAUAACAAUUCACCUGCAUUGUAUGGACCUACAGAGCUGUGAUAUUCUUCUAAAAAUCUUUGUUUGUGUUCUGCAGAAGAAAAAAAGUCAUACACAUCUUGGAUGGUAUGAGAGAAUUUCAUUUUAGGUAAACUAUACCUUUAACAAUCUACAUGGGUUCAGAUCAGUUAAGAAAGAAAUGAUGAAAUGUACAUUUAAAAGAAAGGACUAUAUGAAGAAAAUCCUAAUCUCUCUCUGACAGAUGUAGCAGUUUUGUAGUAAAACUCAAUACUUUCUUAAAAAGAAUCUAAACAAAAUAUUUUUAAUUAUGAUGAUAUUAUAUUUUAGAGAAAACCUUUAAAAACAUUGUACAUUUCAAACAAUAAAUAUAUUUACUGGAUAUAUAAAACAAAAUGUGUCUUAUGACAAUAUUUUUUUUGAAAAUGAAUGGGAUUUUUACUUCUGUAACCAGACUGUUGCAUUCUAUAACCCAUUGAAAUAACUGAAAACUGUAUUUUUAAAACUGCCUUACAAACA
Myxocyprinus asiaticus (Chinese sucker) is the source of this 3621-nucleotide messenger RNA. It is a transcript of the gene tcea3, whose product is annotated as transcription elongation factor A (SII), 3. Gene Ontology annotation, molecular function: nucleic acid binding; zinc ion binding. Gene Ontology annotation, cellular component: nucleus. Gene Ontology annotation, biological process: DNA-templated transcription; transcription elongation by RNA polymerase II. Bases 159 to 2213 code for a protein of 684 amino acids. Lineage: Eukaryota; Metazoa; Chordata; Actinopteri; Cypriniformes; Catostomidae. The record is from RefSeq and is a predicted model, not a curated record. The transcript is spliced from 22 exons.